Priapulus caudatus is the source of this 3277-nucleotide messenger RNA. Its product is annotated as protein dispatched homolog 1-like. The record is from RefSeq and is a predicted model, not a curated record. Lineage: Eukaryota; Metazoa; Priapulida; Priapulimorpha; Priapulimorphida; Priapulidae. Bases 308 to 3277 code for a protein of 989 amino acids. The transcript is spliced from 7 exons. Gene Ontology annotation, cellular component: membrane.
CCCAGGUGUGUUGACGGCGUUGUUAUGAUAUUCUCCUGUUUUAUCUGAUUCUGCCACACCUGUCGUCGAUCGAAAGACCUGAGUUUAAUUGGAGCUCAAUUUGAUUAGCAACCUACAGCUCUGGUAAGUUCUGCAACAGAAGAUGAUUACACAAUAAAAGGAACGAAUUCGUGGAGACGUUAAUGCUAGACCGUAGACGGACCAAGUACUGGAGUAGUGGCUACGUGCCGUAACUUGGCGCGUCGUUGCUGCCUUUACAAACGCCGUUCAGGGCAAGUAGGAAAAUAAUGCGAGGACGUCAGGACCGAUGAGCGCGCACUACGCACGGCUGCUUGCUCACUAUCCAUAUGCUGUGGUGGGGAUGGUUGCUCUGGUCUCAGUCACGUGCCUGAUCAUCACCUUCACAGCACAGAAACUACCUGAGUUUAAAAAUCCUUCUGACGUGGGUGCAUAUAAUUGUAUCAGUUUGUAUAAAGGAUUUGAAGCCAGGGGCACUGAGAUCAGUAACCGCCUAGUGACCUGGCAGAACAUGAAAGACGCCACUACUCGCAAUCCAAGUAUAGGGCUACUUUCCGCAAUGCCGCUUGAAAGGAGUGCUGGCGCAUGGACCGUCUACAAUAACUCUGCUAUUCACCGCAAAACUCGCAGUCUAGACGAGCAAGGCUUCUUCUGUGAAGGCUCUCCAGGUGCGCAGUAUUCCCGGCUGGUCCUGCAAGGUGCAGACGCCAGUGAAGACCUGUUCAGCCUGCAGCCGCUGCUCUCCAUGUGCCACCUCGACCUGCGUCUGCGCUCCAUAUCGGAAGAAUUCUCGAACAUCUGCGUGCUCUCGCGCAACGACACGUGCUGCCGCAGCUGGACGCUGGCCAACUACGUCGCUGCGCACGGCCGCCGCGCCUCGUGUCUCGACAUCACCGAGGCGGACGUCUCGCAGCUGCGAGACCUCGCGCUCGACUGCGCCGACUACUACUACAACGGCACGCUGGCGGCCGACUGCUACCGCACGCGCUGCGCCGGCGUUCCCGCGGUGUGUGGCGCCGCCUACGAGGUGCUGCACUACGUCGUCGACGUCGCCUUUGUCGAAUCAGCGGCCGCGGCAGACUCUUCCUCGCCGGCGGCGGCGACGUACGCCAUGAUGUUUCUGCCCGUUGCCACGGGGAUCGGGGUGCGGCGCUACUACGGGGCGCUGGCGGCAGACGCGCUGCGCGGCAAGGGGGUCGCCGUGGUCGCGCUCGAGUUCGGCCUCAAAUACGAGCUCUUCCAGGAGUACCUGAAGUCGGACACAGUGUUCGUGGCGGCGGCGUCCGGCAGCGUGUUCGUCUUCGUGUGGCUGUACACGCGCUCGCUGUUCAUCACGACGAUGAUGGCCGUCGCGAUGGCCUUCUCGCUCGUCAUCGCCUACUUCUUCUACAGCAUGAUCUUCGAGCUGGCCUUCUUCCCGUUCGUCAACCUGCUCGCCGUAGUGCUCGUCGUCGCGCUCGGCGCCGACGACGUGUUCAUCUACGCGAAGAUCUGGUCGCUCGCAAAGUCGGAGAAGAACAACGGGGUGUUCGAGAAGAUCAUCGUCGACACGCUCGCGCACGCGACACGCUCGAUGUUCGUCAGCUCGCUGACGACGGCGGCGGCGCUCUACGCGAGCUACGUGUCGGCGAUCUCGGCGCUGCGCUGCUUCAGCGUGUUCGCCGGCACCGCGGUGCUCGUCAACUUCUUCUUCAUGGUCACCUGGCUGCCGGCGUGCUUCAUCAUCCACGACAAGUGGGUGUCGUCGCGUAUCUUCUUCGAGAAGCUGUUGCCGUUCGUCGUCGUCAAGGGCCGGCUCGUCUGGCUGCUGCUGUUCGGCGCCGCUGCGGCCGGAAGCUGCGUCGUGAUUUUCUACAAGCCGCGGCUGAGCCUGCCCAACGUCGACUACUUCCAGUUCUUCGACUCGCUUAAUCCGUUCGAAGUGUACGACUUCAAAUUCAGGGACGUCUUCGGCUUCGAGAAAUGCCGGCAAGAGGGCGGCGGCUGGCAGCUGCCGAUCAAGGUCGUCUGGGGCGUGCAGCCGGCAGACAAUGGCGACCACUUGGACCCGUACAGUACGGGUACGCUGCAGUUUGACAGCAGUUUCGAUCUCAUGCACCAUGACUCGCAGGUCUGGUUGCUGGAGUUCUGCACGCAGUUGCGGAACCAGACGUUCUACAAGCCCAGCUUCGGCCCGCAGCUCACCGACUGCUUCAUGCAGAAGUUUGCCAACUGGAUGAAGAAGCCCUGCAUCGCCUUAGACGAGAGCGACAGCGCGCCCUGCUGCCGCGCGUCGGCAUUUCCGUUUAGCCGAAGCGUGUUCACGACGUGCCUUGAGAGAUACAUGACGAGCUUACAGAACACGCCGACGUACGACUACCACCGCGGCGUCGGCGGCCUGCGCUUCGACGUCGAGUCCGGCGACGUGCGCGCCGUCAUACUGGAGUUUGACAGCGCCUACGCGUUCACGUUCAAGUACGAGCCGAUGCACGAGUUCUUCGAGCGCGUCGAGUCGUGGGUCGCCGAGCGGAUGGCGUCGGCGCCGCCGUCGCUGCGUAACGGCUGGUUCGUCAGCGAGCUCGCGUUCUACGACCUGCAGCGGACGCUGAGCAGCGGCACGCUGACGGCGAUCGCCGUCUCGAUCGCCGUCGCCUGCCUCGUGCUGUUCGUCACCACGCUGAACGUGCUCGUGACGCUGUGCGCGAUCGCGGCGAUCGCGGGCGUCAUCUUCGCCACGAUCGCCGCGCUCACGCUGCUCGGCUGGCAGCUGAACGUGCUCGAGUCGUCGACGCUGACCGUCGCCGUCGGCCUCGCCGCCGACUUCACGCUGCACUACGUCGUCGCGUACCGCCGCUGCGGCGUCGUCGGCGGCGGCGGCGGCAGCGGAAACGCGCGCGAGGCCGGCGUUGUGUUCGCGCUCGCGCACGUCGGCAGUCCCGUCGCGCUCGCCGCGUUCUCGACGCUCGUCGCCGGCGCACUGCUGCUGCCGUCGCGCGUGCUCGCCUACCAGCAGCUCGGCGUCUUUCUCAUCGUCAUCGCCGCCGUCAGCUGGACGUUUGCGACGCUGCUGCUGCUGAGCCAGCACCUGCGCCACAAGCUGCGGCCGCCGGGACACGUCGCGGUCGUGCAGCCGCAGCGCAAGGCGGCGGCGUCGUGUGCUCCGACGCUGCUGCUUCCCGAAGAGGGCGUGACGGAAGAGGCUGAGGAACCGAUCGAUGGCAAGCAGCUGUACGAUGACGAGGGCAGUGGUGUUUGGGUGCUAAAUAAAAGCCUUGUAUGA